AUGGCAACUGGUGGUGAAUCACAAGCUCAUCGCAGUCGAGUUUCAGAUGUUAACCAAGAGCCACUUAAAAUGCUCUUGCCCAUUCGUGGAUACGAUCGUGUGCCGUUAGUCACACUUGAGAAGGCCGUCGAACCACUUGUAUCAUUGUUACCUGAUAUUCAAGAUUAUGUCUACGUCGCUAAACAACGAUGUGACGAAGAGCCCGCUGAUGGUCUUAGCCAAGAUGAAUCAGCAGCUAUCAUGCUCUACUCAAUGGAAUGGACACCUCGAGAUAAAUGUCUCUACUACGUUCUCAAUAUUAUACUACGAUCCGAAGAUAGACGUAAACUAGAAUCAUGGUUUCUCUACUUAAAACUUUUUCUAAGUGGACUCACUCGACUUCCAACAAUUCGACGCUUUGUGUAUCGAGGCGUCAAACUAGACCUGAGUAAACAUUAUAAAAAAGGCAAACUGAUUGUUUGGUGGGCUUUUUCUUCUUGCACAUCAACAGUAGAAGUGCUUCAACAUGAAGAUUUUUUGGGUCAAACUGGUGCUAGAACAAUGUUUACCAUCGAAUGUGACACCGGAAAAGAUAUAAGUCAGCAUUCUUAUUUUCAGUCGGAGGAAGAAAUUCUGCUUCCACCUGCAAGACAAUUCGAAGUAGUUGCCUCUUUGCAAAUGGGCCCUGAUGUUCAUGUAAUACAAUUGAAAGAAGUCAAACCUCCAAUCGUACUUUUAGAGCCUGUAUCAUUAACUCCUCGUUCGAACAAAUCCACAUCUGAGGACGCAAAAAAAGACAAACCUCAUACGGGUAUCGAUGAUGUGAAGAUCAAAGUUGAACAAAUGAAAAUUGUGCCAGAAUCCACAGCUACAACUCCUAAGACAACAAUUUGCGUACCAAAUAUUCCUGCAAACGCUAAAUGGGCAGAAAAAGGAAUCACUGUCGCUGGAGGCAAUGGAUCAGGCAAUGCAUUGAAUCAACUCCACGGCCCUUCUGGUGUCUUUGUGGAUAAUGAUCAAGUUGUUUACGUUGCUGACACCGAUAAUCAUCGGAUUGUAGAGUGGAAAGUUGGUACAACGAGUGGUCAAGUGAUCGCCGGCGGAAACGGAAAAGGAAAUAGAGCUGAUCAACUUAACUCACCGUACGAUGUGUUUGUCGACAAAGAGACCGAUAGUCUCAUUAUCUCCGAUACGCUGAACGGUCGAGUUGUACGGUGGCCUCGAGCCAAUGGGACAAUUGGAGAAACGAUUAUUGACAAUAUCUCUUGUGUCGGAGUGACUAUGGAUGAUCACAGAUCUCUUUACGUAUCCGACUGGGUCAAGCAUUUGGUGAGACAAUAUAAUAUGAGUAAAAAGACUGAGACAGUAGUGGCAGGUGAUAAUAGAGGAGGUGAUCAUCUCAAUCAACUCAAUACUAACACGUAUGUAUUUGUCGAUCAAGAUACUUCUAUCUAUGUUUCGGACAAAGAUAAUCACCGUGUGGUAAAGUGGACAAAGGGUGCGCAAGAAGGAACUAUUGUUGCUGGUGGUCAAGGGAAAGGGAAUGCGCUGACACAAUUAUCGAAUCCGCAUGCACUAUUCGUUGAUAAAUUGGGUACAGUCUACAUAGCGGAUUAUUGUAAUAGCCGAGUAAUGCGCUGGAGCAAAGGAGCAGCAUCGGGCGAUAUGAUUGUUGGUGGAACACAGUUGAGUACUCCAAGGGGAUUAUCAUUCGACCAACAUGGCAAUCUGUAUGUGGUUGACUGGGGGAAUGAUCGAGUUCAACGAUUCUCAAUUCAAAAAUGGGCAGAAAAAGGAAUCACCGUCGCAGGCGGUAAUGGGUUCGGUAAUGCAUUGAAUCAACUUAACGGGCCUUAUGGCCUCUGUGUGGACGAUGAUCAAAAUAUUUAUAUCGCUGACACCAACAAUCAUCGUAUUCUGCAGUGGAAGGCGGGUGCAGCGAAUGGUCAAGUCGUAGCCGGUGGAAACGGACCAGGAAAUGGAGCUGAUCAACUAAAUACGCCAUUCGAUAUGAUUAUCGAUAAAGAGAUGGGCACCCUCAUUAUCUGCGAUACGAUGAACCGUCGAGUAGUGCGGUGGUCUCAAACGAAUAUGACUAGUGGAGAAACGAUUAUUGAGAAUAUCUGUUGUGUUGGAUUAAUGAUGGAUGAUCGCAGAUUUCUUUAUAUAUCCGAUUGGAACGAUCAUUCGGUGAGACAAUACAGUGUAGGAAAUACGACUGGGACAGCAGUAGCGGGUGGUAAUGGAGCGGGUGACCAUCUCAAACAACUAAACAGUAACAUGUUCAUUUUUGUCGAUCAAGAUAAUUCUAUUUACGUCUCAGACUAUAAAAAUGAUCGGGUGGUAAAGUGGGCGAAGGGCGCGCACGAAGGAAUUGUUGUGGCUGGUGGUCAUGGGAAAGGGGAUGCACUGACACAAUUGUCGCAUCCCCAGGGAGUGUUCGUUGAUCAACUGGGUACAGUCUACGUAGUAGAUUAUUCUAAUCAUCGAGUGAUGCGUUGGUGUAAAGGAGCGUCAGAGGGUACUAUGAUUAUUGGUGGACAACAGUUGUGCGCUCCCAGGGGGAUUUCAUUCGAUCAGCAUGGUAAUCUGUAUUUGGCGGACUGGGGGAAUAAUCGAGUUCAACGAUUCUCAAUUCAAAAAUAA
This is a messenger RNA of Rotaria socialis, 2625 nucleotides long. Lineage: Eukaryota; Metazoa; Rotifera; Eurotatoria; Philodinida; Philodinidae. The record is from the annotation of a GenBank genome assembly.